Molecule: messenger RNA, 738 nt
Organism: Letharia columbiana
Lineage: Eukaryota; Fungi; Ascomycota; Lecanoromycetes; Lecanorales; Parmeliaceae
Exons: 3
Coding region: 1-738 (245 amino acids)
Source: RefSeq, a predicted model, not a curated record
AUGUUCUACAAGUUCCACAGUAAAAGCCCUUGGCUGAAAAGAGUCCUCGUUCCAUUCUGGACCUUCCAACUCAUCUUCAUGGUCACUCUAAUGUCCUUCUUCGUCUGGGUACUUGCCUGUGUCGGAUUCCAUAGAAAUACCAAUAUCGUCGUCCUCAUCAUCAGCGGUGUCUGCAUGGUCCUCUCUGUUAUUGAGAUCAUACUGUUUGUUGUCAUCAGGCUCUACCCUUUGACCUAUUUAAUCUUGCAGCUUGUCAAGACGAUAAUGUGGUUGGUGCUUUCUGCGCUGGCGGCUGCUGAAUCGAGGAGAGUGCAGAAGGCGACGAAGGUAGACGAGGAUCAAGGGUAUAACUCAGGGGUUACUCCGGAAUAUCUCGUCUUGGCGGGGCUUGGCGAGACUUUGGUGCUUUUUGUCACCUUCCUUGCCGCCCUCACCUACGCCAGUAUCGUAUACCACCGGCAUCGCCGCGCAAAAGCACGUUUCCUCCGCUCAGUUCAAGGCGCCGAUCUCUUCCCAGUGAUCGCUGAUGAGGAUGCCAGUCCUGUCGGUAGCCAUCGCAUUUUUCGAGCUCUUAGAAAUAGCAUCAAAGGAUUAAGCCCUGAAGCGGAGGUACCAUAUCCAGCUGAGUUGAAGGAGGCGGUGGAGGUGACUGUGUUGAGGGAAUUAGGUGGUGAUUGGGACAUGUACGAGCUGCCUGCUACAAGGAGCGUCAGGAAUUUUAAGGGGGGAAGACCCUGA